AUGGCCGCCCAAGCUCCGGACCCUUCUCAGGUGCCGGUACCGGACGUGAGUCCUGAAGAAGAGGCUUUGCUGUUUGGUCAAGCAGGCCAGACAACUUCGCGACCUCAGGAAGCACCGAACCCCUUUGAGUCCCCUCCGGCAACUCCUGCUCAAGCGCAGGCUUCACCAGCGGGCAGUCAGGCAGGGAGAACUUUGCCCACAGCCAGCGGUGGAGGAACCGAGACUGGGUUUCAAGCCAUCGUGUUGGAAAUGCUACGUCAGCAGAACCAGUCUACACUUGAGCUCUUGCGUCAGCAAGGGCAGGCUACUCAACAGAAUCAGCAGUUGAUAGCUGCUCUCAUGAGACGCAUGGACUUAGAGGAGAAACGCCGAAACGAGGCCGAAGAGAAGGCAGCUGAGACUGCUAAGUUGGUUGCUGAAGCUGCAGCUAAAGCCAAGACUGCAGACCCGUUUUCGGGACCUGGUGCCACAGCAGCGACGGGGUCGUCUUCGUCUACUUCUUUUAGUGGUGGGUCCACUCUUCAGAACCGAGCGGAGAAGUACCUACCGCCUUUGCCAUUGCUGGAGCAUCAAGGCAUGAGCAAAGGACGCAUGCGAGAAGUGGAAACGUGGCAUGGCUAUGUGGAGACUUUGAGCUCGUGGUUGGCUUUGCAAGACGAGUCUUUCGUUCGGGAGCUUCAGCUGUGUGUGAAGGUGAAACACGAGAUACUCCAGAAGGAUCUCAGUGUGGAAGUUGCAGCGCGGAGCGCUAAGCUGUUUUACUACCUGACCCAAGCCCUGGCAAAGUGGGAAAGGGGUCUGGAGUUGCUACGCUCUUGCUCGAAGCGACAGGCUUUGAGUGCCUGUGGGUACGAGGCCAUGCGCACCAUCACACAGCAGUACAGCAUAGUAUCCCGCAUGGAAGCCGUCUUCGUGCGUGACCAGUGUUUGAAGUUGCAGCACACGUGCCAACAUAUUCGGCGGCCUACUGACCUCAUUAGGCACCUUGAAGAUGAGUUUUCUCGGUCUGAGGCAAAGCUGUCGAAUUUCCCUGAACUUCUUCUGUCAGAGGCUGAUCGGUGCAGUAUCCUUUUGCAAGCGGUGAAUACCGAGCUUCGUCAAUACGUUGUCUUGCAUGGGAAGAGCAACGACUGGAACUCAUUGUGCAGCAGUCUGAAGUACUACGAAGAACAGCUUCGACUAUGUGAGGCUCCAGGUGGAACGUCUCGAUCCCUCAGUGACACUUUGUGUGAUUACUGCGGGAAACGGGGACACCAAGCCGAGAAAUGCUGGCAGAAGCAAAGGGAUGAGAAGGCCCGUGGUGGUGGAAGUCCGGACAAAGGCAAGGGCGACCAUGGAAAGGAUCGAAAGACAAAGGAAAAGGGGACCGAAAUCCCAAAGGUGGGGGAACUCCCAAAGGUGGAGGAACGCCGCGGGGAGGUGGAACUCCUCGGAGCGAGCACGGGGACAAGAGCCCCAAAGGGCGCGGAAAGGGCAAGGAGAAGUCGAAGAAGAAGAAAGGAAAAGGGAAAGGCCGUUACUUGGGUGAGCCCGAAUCGGAAGCAGACUCUGGGGAAGCCACCUUGA
This is a messenger RNA of Symbiodinium natans, 1566 nucleotides long. The record is from the annotation of a GenBank genome assembly. Lineage: Eukaryota; Dinophyceae; Suessiales; Symbiodiniaceae.